Molecule: messenger RNA, 2598 nt
Organism: Cadophora gregata
Lineage: Eukaryota; Fungi; Ascomycota; Leotiomycetes; Helotiales; Ploettnerulaceae
Product: Aminopeptidase 2 mitochondrial
Exons: 3
Coding region: 1-2598 (865 amino acids)
Biological process (GO): peptide catabolic process; proteolysis
Cellular component (GO): cytoplasm
Molecular function (GO): metalloaminopeptidase activity; peptide binding; zinc ion binding
Source: RefSeq, a predicted model, not a curated record
AUGGGACGCCACACUCUGUCUCGGAGUUUAAAGCCAAGUCACUACGAGUUGUGUAUCGACCCGUAUAUCGAGAGUGCAACGUUUGAUGGCUCAAUUACUAUCGAAGUCGAGAUCAACGAACCUACAACAGUUAUAACCAUCAAUUCACACAAGCUUGCCAUUAGAAGCACGACACUGUUCGAUGGAAAAGGCGAUCCCAUCAAGGUCUCAGAUACUGGGGGAGACUCCACGCUACAGACCUUUUCCAUACUCCUCGAGAAAACUUUGCCUUCCAAAUCACGGAUAUUCAUCUACCAAAAGUUUUCGGGCUUCCUCAAUAAGACUGGGAUAGGCUUUCAUACGACAGAAGUUCACAGAUCGGGGAUGCUUUCCACUCUCUUCGAGCCGAUGCAUGCCAGGACAGUAUUUCCCUGCUUCGACGAACCUUGCUUCAAAGCUACCUGGGCGGUCAAAGUAGUCGUUCCAGUCCAUCUGACAUGUCUUGGAAAUAUGCCCAUCAAGUCCGAGUCCGAAAGUUCAGUGACAACUGGAGGCAAAAAGACGGUUGAAUUUCGUCGCACACCUCCAAUACCAACGUAUCUGCUCGCGUUCGCGGUAGGGGAAUUCAACUCGAUCGAAAAUCAUGAUAUUCGAAUUCCAAUCCGAGCCUACGCUCCACGGAACUAUGAAGUAGAGCAUUGCAGAUAUGCUCUUGACGUCGCCGCUCGGGUACUAGCUAUUUACGAGCAAAUUUUCGGGCUGACAUGCGGUUUGGAGAAGCUCGAUAUCCUAGCAGUACCAGGAAGUGUUGGAGCUAUGGAGAAUUGGGGUCUUGUGACAGUCUCUUCUGCUGUGCUGUUCAUUAGUCCUGACAGUACUGUGGCAGAGAAGAUGUCCUGUGCCCAAUUAAUUGCUCAUGAGAUCGGUCACCAAUGGUUCGGAAAUCUUGUUACGAUGUCCUCGUGGGAGAACUUCUGGCUGAAGGAAGCUCUGGCAGACUGGGCAGAAAUCAUGGCUCAAGAACGGCUUUUCGAUUCAUUGCCCUCGCAGGACUUCGUAUCCGAGAAGAUGCAGAGAGCAUUAUGUGCUGAUUCAAGUCACUUCACUCACGCACUAGUAGGUGCUGGCACACAUCUUGACCCCAUUACGUAUGGGAAAGGUGUCAGUGUAAUGAGAAUGCUCGCCGGACAUAUUGGAAAGGAUAAAUUCCUUCAAGGUAUCCGUCGCUUCAUGCGGCAAAAAGCGUAUGGGAAUGGUGAUCCUGAGGAUCUAUGGGAAGUUCUAAGUCAUAUCAGUGGCUCAGACAUUGGUGCUGUAAUGAAGAGCUGGACGGACAACGCGGGUUAUCCCGUGAUCAACGUGGAAGAGAGUGAAGCAGAUAGCACUAUCACACUUACACAAUCCCCAUUCUCCUUGAGCAAGAUUGAGAAUACUACUUCGUACCCAAUAUUCCUCGAUAUUCUCACUAGCCAAGGAAUACUCCGAGAGCGCCUAGACGAACAGUCUAAGACAAUCGAAUUGCCUUUACAUUUCUACAAGCUCAAUCCUGGACAGAUUGGAUUUUAUCGAGUGGCGUACUCGAUCUCAAGAUUAGAAAAACUAGGAGAUGAAGUCUGUAGGGGAACACUAUCAGUUGAAGAUCGUAUCGGGUUGAUAUUCGACACAGCUGCUCUUGCUUUCGCAGGGCAUGCUGGUCUACAGACUUCCCAUUUCUUGAGUCUCGUGCAAAAGUUCGUAGACGAAACGAACCUAUUCGUUUGGACUGCUAUAAUUGCAACACUACGAGAGAUAUCCAAAAGGUUGUUGUUCGAAGACCACAUUACACGAAAUGCUUUUAUGGAUUUUCAGUGGCAUUUGGUAAAGAGAUGUUUGUACUGGAAGGGGAAGUUCAACGAUCACGAAAGUAUGGAAGAUUUGCGAUUAAAUGUUCUUUUAUUUGGGAAUUCCGGCGGGGAUGAAAGAGUUGUUGCUGAUGCGUAUGCUAUGUUCGAGAACUUCACUGCUGGUGAUGGGAAGAUGCUGAACCCGAAUAUCCGUGCUGAAGUCUUCGAGAUCGUAUUGAAGCGGGGUGGUAAGAAAGAGUACAAAAGACUUUUGAAGAGGUUCGAAACCUCAAGUGGAUCUACGAGGAAGGACAUCAUGCGUUCAUUGGGCUACUGCCAAAAUAACGCCUGCAUCAAGAAGACUAUCCAGCUCGCCACAAGCCCGGAAAUAAUUGCAGAUGUCGGCUUGCGGCCAGCACUAGAAUCACUGUCAACACACAGGAAGGGAAUUUAUGCACUCUGGCGCUUCAUAGCCUCUGACAUAUGGACAAAAUGCCCGGGGUUGACACUAGCGAAGAUCGCUCCAGUUGGCCAAAUGGUAUUAGACUGUUUGACAAAAAUAGAAUACAGUGAAGGUGCAAGAAAAUAUUUGGAAAGCAUGGAUUCGAAUAUGCUCGACUCCGAUGCGGAGCAGUGUUUUGAGGGUAUCGAGGUUAGAGCAGCCUGGCUGGAAAGGGACCGAGAAGAUUUGAUUGGAUGGCUGCGCAAGAAUAGAUAUUAUAAACAUGGGUCGACGAAGAUUUGGCGAUCUAUGAAUGGCGUCAGAGAUGCCUUGGAGUAUCUUGGUUGUAUUUAG